Durio zibethinus is the source of this 2306-nucleotide messenger RNA. RefSeq names its product putative ALA-interacting subunit 2. Gene Ontology annotation, cellular component: endoplasmic reticulum; plasma membrane; Golgi apparatus. Lineage: Eukaryota; Viridiplantae; Streptophyta; Magnoliopsida; Malvales; Malvaceae. The record is from RefSeq and is a predicted model, not a curated record.
CAAUAAUUAAAAACAUAUGAAAUUUUAUUUUUAGUAAGUUGAACCUUCCUCUACAGAUCAAAAAGAUUCUAAUUUGCUUGUCCAAAGCAAUCUUUCACUCCCGCUUCAAUUAACGAAUAAAAAACCCUGACUCCCAUUUUCAAAUCUCUCUUCACAUUAGGUGAAAUUAUCUCUUUUUUUUGUUUCAUUUUUCGUUUAAUUUGAUUUUCCUCUCGUUUUCAAGUUCUUUUUAGCUGAUCAGAGCUUUAGAGAUCGACGCAAGUUCGACUUUCUCGGAACUCAGAGGUUGCUUGAAAGGAUUGCGCUAUUUAGUGGAGUGGUAGAACAUCACUGCUGAGAUUCAGAAAUGACGAAUACAGAUAGAGAGAGACACAGAGAAAGGGAAACAGCUUUUUAUCUCUUUACUCAGCAAAGGCUUCCAGCUUGCAAACCUGUCCUUACUCCAGCAUGGGUUGUUGAAAUUGUGGAACGAUAUGAUACUGAAUGUGUGCCUGAGCCAUUUAGAAUUGAUAAAGUUUCAUAUGUCCAGGACGACUCAAUUCCCAAGAAUUGUUCUCUUUCCUUGAAGGUGCGCAAGUACAUGAAAGCUCCAAUUUACAUUUACUAUCAGCUCGAUAAUUAUUAUCAGAACCAUCGACGGUAUGUCAAAAGCAGAAGUGAUCGGCAACUCUUACAUGGAUGGAAGUAUCAUGCUACAAGUUCCUGUCAACCUGUAGAGUUCAACAAUAAUCAACCUAUUGUUCCUUGUGGGUUGAUAGCCUGGAGUUUAUUUAAUGAUACAUUUACAUUUAUUCGUGAGAGAGCAGAACUCAAGGUCAAUAGGAAGAACAUUGCCUGGAAGAGUGACCGGGAUCACAAGUUUGGCAAGACUGUAUAUCCUUUCAAUUUCCAAAAUGGAACCUUGAUUGGUGGUGGGAAGCUGAAUCCAAGAAUUCCUCUAAGCGAUCAGGAGGAUCUUAUUGUAUGGAUGCGUACAUCUGCUCUCCCUAGCUUCCGAAAAUUGUAUGGGAGAAUUGAAGAGGAUUUGGAUGCAGAUGAUGUUGUAGUGGUCCACCUAAUGAACAACUACAACACUUACGGUUUUGGCGGUAAAAAGAAGCUUGUUCUUUCAACAUCAAGCUGGUUGGGGGGAAAGAAUGACUUCCUUGGUCUUGCAUGUGUCUUUGUUGGUUCUUCUUCUGUUAUCCUUGCCAUUGUCUUCAUGCUACUACAUCUAAAAUCUCGAAGGCCUUAUGGGGACCCGAGUUAUUUACCAUGGAACAGGAAAAGUUUUUCAGGAUGAUUCAAGAGAUGAACUGCCAUCUUACAUUUAAACUUCAAACCAGUGAGUUCAAACUGUAAUUCGGAUGAAUAGUUAGGAACAAAGGCAAGAGAAAAAUGCAGUGUCAGUCAGCUGGUUAUUUAUGUUAAUAGCUCGACAAAGGAAUCAUUAUCAGGCCAGUGAUAUACGUGACAAAUCAAUAUAAGAUAAAAACUCUUUGAAUUUUCCUUUACGUUGCAUACAAUAAUGUUAAUAAAUACCCCUUUUCUCUGCAUAUUAGGGCUGAUGUUAGGUCUCCAGUCCAAGUGGCCCUGCAAAACAUGAUUGGCUUUUGUUUUUCUGAUUUAUUAUCUUAUCUUCUCUUAUAUAGUAAACCCAACUUGUGAAAGAGACCAGAAUAUGCCACAAUGUGUAGACACGUGCAGUAGUGUCCACUGCACGUGCCUCUAUCCCACCAAGAGAAAAUGAAAUUUCAAAAAAUAAAAAACCUAAAAAAUAGAUGUACCCAAGUACUUAGAUCAGUGAAAGAGCUGAAGCAAACAACAAUCUUCACUGACUGAAGCCGCGCCUUCCAAGUGGCUGCUUUCUCAAUUUCUGUCAAAAACGCGUUGAAACUUCAAAACAGCAGCCAGUCGUGUUUGCUGACUUUUCGUCGUGUUUGCUAGGGAAAUUGUGGACCGAACAUAUUUGUAUUGGUUGAUGAAGGUUAAGAGCAUUGCUAAUUAUUUGGCACUGUUGGCACUGUCCAUGAACUCUAACCAUAUAAUUUUGUUGCAAAUUUCUGCGUCCCAGGGUCUCAUUUAUUUCUUCCCUAAUCCUUAUCCAUAAAAUUAUAGGUUGAAAUUUGGUUUGUUGAACCUUACAAGGAUGGACCAGUAAUCUUAUGGAAGGCAUCCAAUUGCCUCUUCCUUGGGGAACUUUCCAUUUCUUGUCUUGAUCAAACUGAUGAUGUAAGAGCUAACCUAUUCAAAGUAAUUUAAUAUAGAAACAUACCCACAAAAUGGUGUUUGACAAAAAUUGACAUUGAAUCCCCAGUGAAUUAGAA